CAAAAACUACUCUCACUACAGCAAUGCUUUAUCGGAAAUGUUGGCUUCAAAUUCGAGCCAUCAAUGGCGGCUGCGGCUCCUUCUCCCUCAAAUCAAUCCUCAAUUUCUCCACCGCCACCAAUAAGGCGUCAACCCAGAAUGCUGAUAUGGUGAAUUACCUAAUUGACUCGCUCGGAUUCUCCAGAGAUGCAGCCAUAGCCACUUCGAGUAAGACCCUGGUUUAUUGUGCCGCAACGUGGAUAAAACCCUAGUCCCCAAAUUGAAUUUCAUUAGAGAACUUGGACUGUCCGGGUCGGUCCUAGGCAAACUUAUCGAAAAUUGCUCUGGUCGUCGUUUGGAUACGAUUAUCAAACCCCGAGUUCUGUACUUAAGACAGUUGUUGGGUACUGAUGAUAAUGUGGUUGCAGUGUUAAAGAAUAUCCUUGGUUGAUUGGUUAUUUGGACACUGAAACGGUGGACAGCAACGUUAAGCUGUUGAGAAACUAUGACAUGACCCAUGAUAAUAUUUUGAAAUGGAUCGCUAGAACCGCGGAGGUUUUUCACCAUAAAGCCUGAGCUCAUGAAGGAUAUUUUAGAUAGGGUAGAAAAUGUGUGGGCAUUCCCCGUGAUUCAGCUAUGUUCCGACAUGGCGUAUGUUCCGACAUGGCGUUGACUCAGUGGCGGAGCUGUGGGACGGAAGGGUGCGGUCGUAUCUGCUCAAUUUUUUGUAAUUAAUAGUGAUGUCUUAAAUUUUUAAUAUAAACUUAUAUAUUUUAUAAUUUUUGUACCCUUACAUUAAUUUCCUAGCUCAUUAGUAAGUUUUUUCGAAUUUCGCACCCCUAUCUGGAUUUCCUGGCUCCGCCAGUGGUGUUGAGGUCCUAUCUUCAAUUGAUAGGUCAAUGGUCGAUGAGAAAAUCGGAGUGUUUUGAAGUUUCGGCUGGCCGGAAUCGGUGACACUGAAAAUGCUAAGAACACAACCUCGUAUUUUUACCAGGUCUACUUCUGGAAUACGAAAAGUUGUUGAUUUUUUCAUGAAUGAACUUGGAUAUAGUCCGGACGUCUUGGCUUCCAAGCCGGCUUUUCUUACAUAUAGUUUUGAGAAGAGAGUGAAGCCACGGACUGAACUUUUGAAAUUUCUUAAUGAGAAUAAUUUGAACCAGAGGAAAGCAGUUCUGUAUUCUGUUUUGUCCAUGACUGAACCGGAGUUUUUGAAGUUUUAUAUUCUUCCUUACAAAGAUAGUUUCCCUGACAUGUGCGACACUUAUCUCAGUAAAGCUGAAAUAUCAAAGAUCGAACAAUAAUGGUGUUUUUCCGGUAAAGUCCUCUUCAGUUUCGUGUUUCAUAUUUUGUUAUUCUUGCUUCAUUAUUAAUUUCAUUGAUUAUUCAGUAUGUUUCACUGGUGCUGCCACUUCAAAAUGAAUUGUGAUAAUCUGCCCGGUGGUUUGUUGUCUUAUUCCUAGCUUAAGGCUGUGGAACGCCCAAAUUUUCACCUAACAAAAUUCAUUUGUUUUCAAACCGUUCAUGAAUAAAUCUCUUUCUUGGUUUUUGUUUAUUACUGGAUUGGUAUCUUUCUUUUUUUGUUCCGUGUUAUUUAUUGUUGUUCGUUCUCACUGAUAAUUAAUUGUUCUUGUAAUGGCUCUAACUGUUCUUUCCUUGCUUUAUUAAUCUGGAAAUUUAUCUUUUGGAACCUGUAUUAUUAUGCUUUCUGUUUUUUCUUUCUCUGUUAAAAAUUCGGAAAUGGAAGUAUGCCUAACUUUUAACCAAGUAUCUCUCUUUUUUUUUGUUUUUGUUUUGUGUGUUAAAAAGAUAGAAACUACAAUGUGGUAUGGAACAUGUGUCGGGAAAUGGUAACAGUAUUGACCAAAUUAUGAAAGACAAUUUUUUGUUUACUAAUGUUUUGAGCAGAUAUCCUGUGUUCCCAUUGGAAGCAAGGGAGUACAUUCUUGCGUGUUUUAAUAUCCUUGCUAGAUACAUCCUUGUAUGAGUAACUCCAGCUCACUUAUGCCUAGAGUAGAAAUCGAGCAAAAUUAUAUUUCUUUUUUCGAGGCUUCAGUCAAUAUUCUUUCUGUUACAACCCAUCUUGACCUAUGUGUGGUUCUUGUGAACAGUUCAUCAGAGUUCUGCCAUCAUGUGAAAUCAUGUUUAUUUUCUUUUUUAUCCAAAGCACUAACUGGAUUUGGUAACAAAAACUAUCAUCUGUGGAUUAUGAGUUCAGGAAUGGAAGACUUGCAUGAAAUUUCGCAGGGUUGGAUACGAGGAGGAUGGUAAGUGUUUGGGACUUUAACCACAAGGUUGAGGAUUCGGUAGGAUUAAUGGAAACAAGGGCGAAAGAAGAGACAGAAAGAGAGAGAGAGACGUAACCUAUAGAAUAGUCCAAAUUAAUCAUUAUUAACCAUUUCAUUGUAGGAAAUCUGAAAUCAGUUAGAGUAAGAAAUUAGGAAUUAGGAAUUAGUUGCUAAGAAGAUGAUUGAUAUGUAUGGCAGUGAUGCUGCUAAAAAGCCGCGUCAGAUUGGCGUAAAACCAUUUUGCAAAGACUAAUCGAUGAGUAGUUUGGCG
Molecule: messenger RNA, 2535 nt
Organism: Oldenlandia corymbosa var. corymbosa
Lineage: Eukaryota; Viridiplantae; Streptophyta; Magnoliopsida; Gentianales; Rubiaceae
Source: the annotation of a GenBank genome assembly